CCCUUUUACGCACCGACUUUACAGUCCUCACCCUGCUCACUCCUGCCUCACUUUAAACUCUGACUUGUGGUGGGAGAGCACACUUUGCUGGAUUACACACAUCCAUCACAGGAGUACUGGUUUAAUUUUUCCCAGAGCUGUAAGGCUCAACAGACGAACGCAACAUGGGGAGCAGGGUUUCAUGUGUCCCCGAGAACAACUUCAGAUCCUCCAGCAAGAGUUUCAUUCGCAGGAACAGCAGUCGUCUGUUUCGCAAGAAGAAUCCCCAAGAGGGACAGGAGAAGUCAAACAGCAUCAUCAACAUCCCGUACAUAACCUCACCCACAAAGAAAAUGUCUCCUGAAGACCUUCGGACGAUCAAAAACAUCGAGUGGAACCCUCCGUUUCCUUACGAUCCCGUCAAUGGUUGGAAAAAGAGCAGCAUCAACGUGAAGAACUACGGCCGGAUGAUUCACAGCUCCAAAGUUCGUUUUCGCUUCCUGCACUGCCAGGAUAUACAUGACUGCUACUUGGAUCUCUUUGAAACACAUCUUCAUUUUGUCUCCAACAACCCAACAGGACUCACAUACCAGGGGACUCUUCCACUGAAAGAACUCACCAUUUGCAACGUACAACAGAACUGCAAUCACAGUCAGCCCCAAGAAUUCACAUUCCAGAUAAACGGUGUCAGCCUUAACUCCAUUAUUGUCUACUGUGCCAACCAAAAAGAAAUGGACUACUGGUUUGGCCUUCUAAAAGACAACAUCGAGGCCAACGGAGGGACUGCAAUUACGCCUGAAACCUACACAAGAAUGAGAAUACAUCAGAGUUCUGAAGGAAGAGAAGAGCUGAGGAAUUCCAUCUACAGAGAGCCCAUCUAUGAAUGGGAGGGCUCUCAGCGGGACAGCCUGGGUCAGAUCACUUAUGUCACCAAAGUUCGAUUGCAGCAUCUGCCCUGCCAGGAACAGAGCGACAGACUGCUGGUGAUGUAUCCUUCAACUCUGAUCAUCUUAUCUGAGGAGAGCGAUGGCCUCUUCUAUAAGGGAAAACUUCCACUCAACAUGAUCACGGUCACGACGCCUUGUCAAGAUGUCAAGCCUAAUACCUUCAUGAUUGAAGGGAAGCUGAUCAACUCCAUAGUAGUGUCCUGUCUGGACCGGAGCGAGUUCUGUCAGUGGAUACAGCAUUUGAAAUCUGCUGAUGUGCCCGUCAUGACCCCCCCACCCCCAGUUUAUGACAUCAUCUACACGCCAACAUCCACAGAGGGUCCAAAGUUUGAUAGAUGGAGCGGAAACAGUCAAGUAAGAGUGGAGUCCAACUUUGGCCAGUCAUCAAGUACUCAUGGGUCCCAAAACCUUCAGCCACCUAUGAGUGAUGGAAACCCCCUGUCUCUAGGAUACACUGAACCACUCUGUUACCACUCCAGCCGUCCUUCCUCUACUGAGACUGCCAGACUGGGCAGUAGAACCAAUAGCAUGUCCUCACAGACGAGGCAGGAGCAUCGGCCUUUGUCAAUACGCUACUCCUCCCCCCAGCAGAGCUCCUACCAGCAACCUGCAGACACAUCGGAGCUUUACAGCACACCUUACCGGAACAGCCCACAGCGACUUGAGAAAUCCCCACUGGUCAAGUCAAACAGCUGGAGCACACCACAGACGUCCUUGAACUAUUCCCUGAACCCCCCGCAGCGCCACUCAGCGAACCCGCGACAGCUACUGUCGCCUUUGUACGACGAGCCCUGCAGUCCAGAAAUCUACUCCUUGGAGGAGGCUAGAGAGCUAAGCUGGCAGGAGCCGAUUCAGCAUCAGCCCCUCUACCACCAGAACGUGCAGCUCCACCCCUCCUCCUUCCAACUCUGCAACCCACCAAUGGGUAGACGCUGUGGGAAAGGCCCUGCUGAGACGGACGCGUCUUUAAGGGAAGCAGAGCAGCGAGCACAGGCUGUGUUGAAGUUAAAACUUCUGCCUGUUCCCGGUCAAGUGCAGGAGCAGAUGCAUCUCCCAUCAAGCUCUGCCAGAAGCAACACUCAGAUGUCUUACUCAUACUCACCAGAUCGCCAUUCGUACCUUGAACCCAGAGAACCAGAUGACCAGGAAGUGGACUAUGACAACAUUUGGGAAUUUGACAAUGAGACUGGAAUGAUUCAGCCGGCUUCUGGAAUUUCAGCGCAGUGGACAGGAUUAAACUUUGGGGCCCAAGGCCUUGGUGCCAUGGCGACCCAGCAGAAAUGGCCAUAAAACAAAACAGUCAUCCGGCACUCGUCUGGACGUGUGGAAACAACAGAUCGCUAUCAGCCGGAUCAUAAAAGCCAACUCGUUCAUCCAGCAUUGCUCCCGGUGUGUACAGUGUGAAGCAACAAGUACCAGGAGCUUAAGAAGUUUAAGAGUAAAAAAAAAA
Oryzias latipes (Japanese medaka) is the source of this 2376-nucleotide messenger RNA. It is a transcript of the gene plekhn1, whose product is annotated as pleckstrin homology domain containing, family N member 1. The record is from RefSeq and is a predicted model, not a curated record. NCBI's taxonomy places the organism in Eukaryota, Metazoa, Chordata, Actinopteri, Beloniformes, Adrianichthyidae. Gene Ontology annotation, cellular component: mitochondrial membrane; cytoskeleton. Gene Ontology annotation, biological process: positive regulation of apoptotic process; response to hypoxia; 3'-UTR-mediated mRNA destabilization. Gene Ontology annotation, molecular function: phosphatidic acid binding; cardiolipin binding; phosphatidylserine binding.